Messenger RNA from Beta vulgaris subsp. vulgaris (sugar beet), 2412 nucleotides. RefSeq lists its product as hypothetical. Bases 123 to 2168 code for a protein of 681 amino acids. The record is from RefSeq and is a predicted model, not a curated record. Gene Ontology annotation, cellular component: plastid-encoded plastid RNA polymerase complex; chloroplast. Lineage: Eukaryota; Viridiplantae; Streptophyta; Magnoliopsida; Caryophyllales; Amaranthaceae. The transcript is spliced from 12 exons. Gene Ontology annotation, molecular function: RNA binding.
GUGCACUAUUGCGGGAAACAAGACUCAAGAGUGCAAAAACCUGCUCAACGACUUAAACAAACUCUAUCCAGUGCACCUCACAACAUUUUUCACUCUUCAGUCCUGAGUCUUCGUGAGUGAAGAUGCAAAUCCUGCAAACCUCACAAUUCCAAUUCCUGCCACUCUCUCUCCUCUCAAAAACCCAGCUAAACCCCUGGAAUUCCAAGCUCCAAACCCCAAAUAUCCACCCCAGUUUCUCUAUCCUCUUAUCUUCAUCUUCAUCUUCUUCCUCUUCCCUUCGAAAAUCGUACGCUUCGGAUGAAUUCCCAGUGGACGAGACAUUCCUGGAACAAUUCGGGCCCAAAGACAGAGAAACCGAGGAAGAAGCCCGAAAGCGGAACUGGGUAGAACGAGGUUGGGCUCCAUGGGAAGAAAUUCUAUCUCCUGAGGCAGAUUUCGCCCGAAAAUCGCUGAAUGAAGGGGAAGAAGUGGCGUUGAAAGACCCUGAAACAAUUGAGGCAUUCAAGAUGCUGAAACCCAGUUACAGGAAGAAGAAGAUGGAGGAAAUGGGUUUGACUGAGGACGAAUACUUUGCUAAGCAGUUUGAUAUAAAGGGGGAGCUUUUGGACCCUUUGGAGACUUACUGGGAUGGCCCUUUGAUUGUUAGACAUGUCGCGCCGCGUGACUGGCCGCCUCCUGGUUGGCAGGUUAAUAGGGAAGACCUCCAGUUUAUUAGGGAGGGUCAUAAGAUGAUGGCACACAGAGUUCAAUUGGAGGAUUUGGAAAACAAUGUCUUGAGAGAGAAACAAGGGAUGUCUUUGGAUAGGUAUAAACUAUUUUUAAAGCAGUAUCAGGAAUGGGUUGAAUUUAACAAGGAUAAGUUGGAGGAAGAAUCUUAUCAGCAUGAUCAAGAUUAUUAUCCAGGAAGGAGGAAAAGAGGCAAAGAUUAUGAGGAGGGAAUGUAUGAACUACCAUUCUAUUAUCCUGGACAAAUCUGUCUUGGCAAGGUGACAACUCUGCACCUAUAUCAAGGAGCAUUUGUGGACAUCGGAGGAGUACAUGAAGGCUGGGUGCCUAUUAAAGGCAAUGAUUGGUACUGGAUCCGUCAGCACAUAAAAGUUGGCAUGCAUAUUAUGGUUGAGAUUUUGGCUAAGAGAGAUCCUUAUCGAUAUAGAUUUCCUCUUGAAUUACGUUUUGUGGACCCAAACAUUGAUCAUCUUAUCUUCAAUAGGUUUGAAUAUCCACCAAUUUUUCGCCGUGACGAUGAUACUAAUCCUGAUGAAUUACGUCGUGAUUGUAGAAGACCCCCUCUUCCCAGAAAGGAUCCAGGAGUCAGAGUAGAAGAAGAGCCUCUGUUGUCUGAUCACCCUUAUGUUGACAAGCUGUGGCAGAUUCAUGUUGCUGAGCAAAUGAUCUUGGAUGAUAUGGAGGCUAACCCUGACAAAUAUAAAGGGAGGAAAUUGUCAGAGCUGACCGAUGAAAUAGAGUUUGAUGAAAGGCAUAGUGUGGAAUACACCAAAGCUUAUUACAAGAAAUCUCUGUUACCUAAAAUGAUAUUGAAAACAAGUGUCAAAGAACUUGAUCUGGAGUCAGCUUUUGCUGAGCGUCAGCUCCAUAAUAAACUUGAAAAGGAAGCAGAAGAAAGAGGGGAGGACUACAAAGUUGCCAAACUAAGACGGAACAUAGAGAUGGAUGAGUAUGAUUUCAUCCACUGGCGUCGAUCGUUUGAGGAAAGAGAAGCUUUAUUGCGAGACAUAAGCUGUCGCCAAGCUCUGGGCCUACCAUUACAAGAACCCGGGAGAUAUGUUGAUCCUAGUAUUCUUGGCAAGGAUCAAUAUGACCCUUCAAAUCCCUUGUAUCGCUAUGACUAUUGGGGAGAGCCAAAGAACUCAGAGAAGACUAAGCAAGAACGAAUGACAGAUGCCCACAACAAAUCUAUUGUGGGAAAAGGGAAUGUUUGGUAUGAAAUGUCUUAUGAAGAUGCAAUGGAGGAAAUGAAGCACAGGGAACCCCAUUUAAAGGACAAUGCUGGGAGUAAGAGUGACGAAGAAGCAGAAUUAGAUGAUGACAGUGAUGAUGACUUUGACUACAGCAUUCUUAGUGACUCGAGUGCUGAGUAUGCUAGCCAACCUCAUGUAAAUGGGACACAAUCAUCUAGCAUAUCAGAUGAAGGUAUGUUCGAAGAUUAGUUGACGAUAACUCGGAAAAUUGAAUUUUGUCAUUUGUACAGUAAAUUAAUAGAUUAGGGAAGUAGGAUAAACUGCCAACAUUUCCAAUAGUAUGAGAGACAUAAAUAGUCCGGGUAUUCAUGUAGUCUAAUGAGAUAUCUAUUUCAGAUCCGAAGGGUGAUGAUGUUGUAUAGAUGGACCGGAAAUGAACUUCUGUGAGCUAGGUUUGCUAUGCAAGAGGAUAAAGAAAAUUUAAUUUGCUUCA